This is a messenger RNA of Aphanomyces astaci, 2471 nucleotides long. RefSeq lists its product as hypothetical. Gene Ontology annotation, molecular function: ATP hydrolysis activity; 5'-3' DNA helicase activity; single-stranded DNA binding. Bases 59 to 2446 code for a protein of 795 amino acids. The transcript is spliced from 6 exons. Gene Ontology annotation, biological process: DNA replication. NCBI's taxonomy places the organism in Eukaryota, Oomycota, Saprolegniomycetes, Saprolegniales, Verrucalvaceae. The record is from RefSeq and is a predicted model, not a curated record.
GCCCAAUACUCGGAGUACUUCGUAUGAUAUUUUCAAGCGUUCUGAUUGGCUGGUUUCAAUGGUGCGAAUCGAAAAUGGUCGUCGUAUUUUCUGCCAUUCCAACAGCAACAUCAUGCGCCGAUACCUGGUCGGCGCAUCGCUCCGCCACGCUAUGGGAAGUCGCCGCCAUUGCAUUGGAGGUCUGCAUGCAGCCACAACGCUUCUCUCCCACGCCCACUCUCUCGCAGGAACUGCGUCAUCCUUCCAUUCAUCCGCCGCCGUGGCCUCGACAGUGAACAACACGAAAGCGUUCGUGUCGAAGUACUACGAGUUGGACGACCACCGUGCCAUCGACGAAUAUCUCCGUCGCAAGAGCCUUGUGCUCAAGGAAACGUCCACGCACUACGUCGUUCGCGACUGCCCCUUCUGUCAUGCGACCAAGGGCCGCGCGGACAACCUGUUCAAACUGUACAUCAACAAAUCCAACGGCGUGUACAUCUGCCAUCGGUGCGGCGCCAGUGGCAGCUGGUUCACGUUUAAACAAAACCUCGGAGCCUCCAACGACGUUGUGGAAGCGUCGAUGGGGUAUGCCGACUCGCACCAGUCGUCCCGCCACGACGUUCCCACUGCCAUUUCAGCGCUGGACAAUGCGAAAGCCAUUGCGCUCACGCGGAAUCUCCACGAUGACGCGGACUGCCGCCACGUGCUGGACUACCUCACGACCACCCGAGGACUCGACCCUGAUGUGUUGUCGAAAUACUGCGUCGGUGCGAUCCAGCAGCCAUUCUACGGCAAGGACGGCGAGUCCGAGACCAAAUGGUGCGCUACGUUUCCGUGGAUGGCGCGGAAGGUGGACAUUGCCGCGAUGGGGGCCGAGUUGGCCACCCCCGACGACCCGGCUUCUUCGUCAGGGGUCGACGCCAACCUCUUCAACGUCGUGCGGCUCAAAGUCCGCGCCAUCGACGACAAGUCCAAGCAGCGCCUCGUGCCCAAAGGCGGCAGCUGGGGGCUCUUUGGCUGGAACACCAUCCCCCACGACGCCGACUCGGUCGUGGUGACCGAAGGCGAGUUCGACGCCAUGGCCGUCCAUCAAGCGACCGGUCGGCCGGCCAUUUCGCUGCCCAACGGAUGUCGGUCCCUCCCGCCGGCGGUCCUGCCGCUCCUCGAGCGCUUCUCGUCCAUCUACCUCUGGAUGGACAGCGACGUACAUGGUCAGGAAAGCGUCGACAAGUUUGUGGCCAAGCUGGGUGUGGCGCGGACGUACGUUGUGCGGGCCACGGGCGCCAAGGACGCCAACGACGCGCUACUGGCCAAGAUGGACCUGAAUGCGAUUCUGGACAAGGCCACGCUCAAACCGCAUGCACAGAUCACGACGUUUGACGACUUGCGGGCAGAAGUGCUCGACGAAAUGAUGAACCCUCUGCGAGCAAGUGGUGUGCAGUCGCGGUCGAUCCCAGCGUUGAAUUCGUACUUGAAAGGGUUUCGAAGCGGGGAGCUCACAGUCGUCACGGGGCCCACGGGCUGCGGGAAGACGACGCUGCUGAGCCAACUGUCCCUCGACUGGUGUGCCCAAGGCGUGAGUACGUUGUGGGGGUCGUUUGAGAUCAAGAACACUCGGCUGGUGCACAAGAUGCUCACGCAGAUGGCGGGGCGGUCGCUGGCUCUGAAUCUGGACCUGUUUGAGCGCACAGCGGACGAGUUUGAGGCGCUUCCCAUGUACUUUUUGCGGUUCUUCGGCAGUUCCGACGUGGACGAGGUGCUGGACGCCAUGGAGUACGCCGUGUACGCGUACGAUGUGCAGCAUGUGAUCCUGGACAACGUGCAGUUUAUGAUGUCUGGGCAAGGCCGCGGGUACGACAAGUUUGAGCGGCAGGACGCUGCCCUGGAUAAGUUUCGCAAGUUUGCCACGGCCAAGAAUGUGCAUGUGACACUGGUGAUUCACCCUCGGAAAGAACAAGAUGACACGGACUUGACGCUGUCGUCCGUGUUUGGAACGGCCAAAGCCACACAGGAAGCGGACAAUGUGCUCAUUCUGCAGCGCAAUCGCGGCGAUGUCAAGCUGGACGUCCGCAAGAACCGCACAAUAUGUUUGGAUAGAUUUGACGGGUCGUUGGGGUCCAUUGCCCUCCAGUUUGACAAGGAAGCAGUGUGCAUGCGGGAGAUGUUUCCCACGGCCAUGGACGAAUCGCUAGCUUCGCGCGACUUGGAGCUGCAAAUGGAGCGAGAAGCACGACAGCGCUAUGAAGCAUCUGCUGCUACUGAUUCGUCGUCUAGAGUUCCUGGCAUCAACCCAGCACCAUCCAACGUGCAAGGGCCUUCAUGUGACGGCAGCAGACAUCAUGCCACCGACCCCAGCAAUGGAGCUCCUGUCAACGGGCAAGUUAACGGUGUGAAUGGCCGAAGGGUCAUCAACGGGCACCACUCGCCCGAGCCGUUCUCGUUGUUUACGCCCAUUAUUACUCGAUAAACAAUAUAUAUAUAUGUAUAUAUCG